Messenger RNA from Odontomachus brunneus, 1330 nucleotides. RefSeq names its product N-alpha-acetyltransferase 80 (gene Naa80). Gene Ontology annotation, molecular function: N-acetyltransferase activity; acetyl-CoA binding. The record is from RefSeq and is a predicted model, not a curated record. The coding region runs from base 460 to 1122 and encodes 220 amino acids. Gene Ontology annotation, cellular component: cytoplasm. Gene Ontology annotation, biological process: protein acetylation. NCBI's taxonomy places the organism in Eukaryota, Metazoa, Arthropoda, Insecta, Hymenoptera, Formicidae. The transcript has 5 exons.
UCUGUAAUAUAUGUAAUAUGAAGUAUAGAUUUUCAGUACUUGAAUAUACAAUAUUCAGUGAGUGUGAGAGCGCAGGAUAUAUUCCAGUGAGCUUUUCUAUGUUAACGCACAUGGAAAGAGAGCAUUGAUAAUAUAAUUUUGUUGACAACGGUAGACAUCAUGUGUGCGAAAAUGCAGGCCACUAAAUUUAAAUAGAAUAGAGGAAGCAGUUAUAUGAAAACGAAAACAGUCCGAUCAUAGAUGCCCGAAUGACAUGCCAGACCGCAGUAGAUCGCGAUAUAUAGUUAUUCGACGUAAUACGGUGGGGAUAAAAUCGACCGAAAUAUCGUUCUUGUGUGUUCUGGGGCGGAAGACGAUGACAUCGCUGGGCCAUUCUCACUGCUUCAAGUGUCGUGUUGAGUUUGUCUACGAAUGAUCUCUUCAUUGUUAACACAUUAAGAAAGAAAGAAAAGGCAAGAAAUGAUGGAAAACAAUACUAAGUACAUAGUGAUACCUCUCCACCAUCGGCCUGAUUUGAUUACAGAUUGUUGUAAGUUACUUAAUUCUGAAUGGCCUCGAAGCGAAAAUGCACGAAUGAAAUCUCUGAAUGUGUCUUGCGAUAAUUUUCCUACGUGUCUAAUUCUGGUUAACGCUGAGAACAAGGUCCUUGGACACUGUAAAGUAUCUUUGGUGACUAAAUCGAAAGUUAGUUGCUUCAUAGAAUCUGUUGUAAUCGACUAUCGCUGUAGAUCUCGAGGAUUAGGAUCUAGAUUGUUGCGUGGCAUGGAAGAAUACGUGGCGAAAAGGGGUCUAAAGAAUAUUUACUUAAAGACAGACGGCCAGGAAGUGUUUUAUUUUAAGAAUGGAUACAAGGUGUGCGAUCCGUUUAAAGCGUAUGGCAUUAACGACAUCAUAACUGCUAGUCCACCCUUCGGUAGGACAAAAUUCAGAGAACAAAAUGGCGAUCAUUCUGCUAGACAACCACUACCGCCACCGCCGUUACCGUUACCAUUACCGCUGUCGUCGUCAUCAUUGUCGCUGACGCCGCCACCGCCGCCACCUCCAAUGCCAGCAUUUCAACUAUCGAAAUUUUUCGAUAUGCGAAUGUUGUCUAAGAAAACACAUAUGGUAAAGAAAUUGUGAUACUAGCAUUAUAUUCUAAAUACUUUAUGACGAAAUGCUUGUCAUAUAUAUCUUGUAUUCGUUGACUCCACUAUUCAUGAUGAUUAAUGAAGUUACUAAGUACUUUCAGAUAAAUAUAAUUAUCUAAUAGAACAUAAAGAAACAGAAUUAAUCAUAACAACAAACAAAACAAACGAUUUAGCGUAUUAUAUUUUUAGACAGAACUUUG